Ceratosolen solmsi marchali is the source of this 2376-nucleotide messenger RNA. RefSeq names its product Nucleobindin 1 (gene NUCB1). Bases 218 to 2203 code for a protein of 661 amino acids. The record is from RefSeq and is a predicted model, not a curated record. The transcript has 11 exons. Gene Ontology annotation, cellular component: extracellular exosome; endoplasmic reticulum-Golgi intermediate compartment. Lineage: Eukaryota; Metazoa; Arthropoda; Insecta; Hymenoptera; Agaonidae. Gene Ontology annotation, molecular function: calcium ion binding.
CCAAGCUCGUGCGCUCGAUGAUACUAGUUAGGCCGAGUUCGACGUAUCAUUUGCGCGUUGUGAGGCUUGAGUUUACGUGUUCGCCACCCACUACCCAGCGACCGUCGCACUAAUGAAAGAAGCCUACGUGCGCUGUUAGCCUUGGGAUAAUCGUGUAUGAUCGCGGGCGGAGAGGGGCGCGUAGCCCGGUGAUGACGGGACGUGAGGGAGAGGGGAGAUGAGAGACGUCGUUGCUGGAGGGACACGUAUUAUUAUGAGAAGAAAAAUGAGGCUCUGGCUAAUAUUGUUCGUCUCGAUAUUUGCAAUACAGAACUGUGUUGCACCACCGGUUACCAAGCAGAAGAAAGAGGAAGCUGAAAAUGAAGUGGAGGAGCUGCCCGACGAUGUGGAAUAUCGCAGGUACCUGGAAGAAGUUAUAUAUGCCCUGGAGAGUGAUCCAGAUUUUCGGGAGAAGCUAGAAAAGGCCAACGAAACUGAUAUUCGUAAUGGCAAACUCGCUGAUGAACUUGAAUACGUAAAUCAUAAAGUUAGAACGAAACUGGAUGAAUUGAAAAGAGCAGAGCUCGAAAGACUGAGGCAUUUGGCGGUUAGAGAAUACGAAUUGUCGAAUGGUUUUGAUCCAAAUCACUUGAAAAUGGGUGAGCACGUGGAUCACACAAAUCCUCAUACUUUUGAAAUAUACGACUUAAAGAAAUUAAUAGCUAAGACGACUCAGGACUUGGACGAGGCUGAUAAAAGAAGACGCGAAGAAUUUAAACAAUAUGAAAUGAAUAAAAAGUUUGAGCAAGAAGAAAAAAUGAAAAAAAUGAGCGAUGUAGAAAAAGAAAAAUAUGAAAAUGAACUACAUGAUUUAGAAAAGAAACAUAAGGAUCAUGAACCAUUGCAUCAUCCUGGUAGUAAAAAGCAGCUGGAAGAAGUUUGGUCAAAACAAGAUCAUAUGGAAAAUCAGGACUUUGAUCCAAGAACCUUCUUCUUUAUACAUGAUUUGGAUGGUAAUGGCGUUUGGGAUCAAAAUGAACUAAAAACUCUGUUCCUAAAGGAAUUGGAUAAACUGUAUGCAGAGGGACAUCCAGAAGAUGAUCUUGUCGAACGAGCAGAAGAAUUAGAAAGAAUGAGAGAGCACGUCAUUCGCGAGGCUGAUAUUAAUAAAGAUGGGCUUAUUAGCUACGAAGAAUUUUUGAACGAAUCAAAGAAAGCAGAGUUUGAAAAGGAUCCUGGAUGGGAGCCACUCGAUGAACAGCAGUUAUACUCUGAGCAAGAAUAUGAAGAAUAUAAACAGCAAAAGGCUAAGGAAAUGCAAAAGGUUAUUUCUCAAAGAAUGUUGCAAGAGAAUCAACCUGCUGGUCAACCGCCGGCUGGACAUCAGCAGUUCCCAUCUCAUCCCAAUCAAGUACACCCAGAGUAUGUACAACAGCCUCAAUAUCAGGUACCUAUGCAACAGCAACAGCAACAGCAACAACAGCAACACUACCCUCAGCAAGGUCAAUACAUGAAUCAAAUGCCACCGCAGCAUGGUCAAUAUAAUAAUCAGAUGCCUCUUCAACAAGUGCCUCCGCAACAUAUGCAAUACCCGAAUCAAAUGCCACCACAGCAUGCCGCGUACAAUCAGUUACCACCUCAGCAAGGACAAUUCAUUCAGCAACAGCAGCAACAACAACAGCAGCAGCAGCAGCAGCAGCAGCAACCACCACAGCAACAGCAGCAACAAUUUUAUCAACAGGGAGCACCAAUUAACAACAAUAUGAAUCAAGGACUUCCUCAACAAAAUUAUCCUGUUCCUAACCAGCAGCCACCACCUCAGUAUCAAUUCCAGCAAGCCCAGGUUAUGCAAGAUCCCAAUAAAAUUCAUCCUGAACAAUACAACGUGCCAGCUGGCCAGCAGCUAAAUCAGCAACAAAAUCAGCAACAAAAUCAGCAGCCAAAUCAGCAACAAAAUCAGCAGUCAAAUCAGCAACAAAAUCAGCAACGCAUUGAUAGUAAUAGCGUUAAUCAGGCUGCUCAACACGUGCAACAAAAUCAGCAGCUACCGGCUGGAUCUCCGCAUUUAAUUAAUCAACAGCAGCAGCAGCAGCAGCAGCAGCAGCAGCAGCAGCAGCAGCAGCAGCAAGCGUCGAGUGGACAGAACCAACCAAAUACUCAAAAUCAAAUUCCUCAACAAACGCACGAACAAGUAUCUUCCUUAAAGAAUGCUCAGGUCCAUUGAUAUGUACCCACAGUUGUUAAGACGUAAUUGCCCUAGGAUAAUAGCACCGAUUACACAAGACUUCCGGUUAAACUUUUACAUAAUGCCGCCAGACGCCAUUUCAUACUUAACAUUUAGUUGACGAAAACACGAAAACUUUUACAUUACAAUGGAAGAUAUAAUGGGGAUGGAAG